Messenger RNA from Parastagonospora nodorum SN15, 294 nucleotides. RefSeq lists its product as hypothetical. The transcript is spliced from 2 exons. Bases 1 to 294 code for a protein of 97 amino acids. NCBI's taxonomy places the organism in Eukaryota, Fungi, Ascomycota, Dothideomycetes, Pleosporales, Phaeosphaeriaceae. The record is from RefSeq and is a predicted model, not a curated record.
AUGUCCUGGCUAUGCUGCGCCUGCGCCGCCGCGAACCGCGGCGAACCCAUCAACGCCCGUAACUCGGAGCCACAGACUAGGUGUCGGUAUGCCGAUUAUGAGGAGCAUUAUACGCCGGCGCCAGUGGCUGUUCGACGGACUGUAAGGGGAAGGGGGGUGCAGGGGAUGACUGGGAGAGGUGGAGGUGGGAGGGGGUGUAGAGGGGUGGUUAACGAGGGUGUUGGGUGGGAGAGGGAGUAUGAGAAGAGGGUACAGAGGGGGAAGGAUGAGGAGAGGUGUUGUGUGGUUAUGUGA